ACCGCCCACUGCCUCCGUAACAAUCCACUGUCAGUAGAGAGCUUUUUCAAGAAAUUGCGAAAGAAUCAUAUCUCCACGGACUGUGUAUGCAUAACGUAUCUACUUGUUAUUCUGCGAGUGCAUUUCAGAUACUUUUUUCGAUUUUGUUCCACGUUGAUCGUGUAUGAAGCGCAUGUUCAGAUUAUCAAACGGUGCAGUUGUUGCUUUAUCGAGGAAUACAGAGAUUGACUUUCAGAGGAUUUUAAAGGUAUAAAUAUGACCACUUCAUGGAGCGACAGACUGCAGAACUAUGCAGACCUUCCAGCCAACAUGGACGGGCUGGCCAUGAAGAAGUACCGCAGAGAGGCUUACCAUAGAGUUUUUGUAAACAGAAGCUUGGCCAUGGAGAAGAUUAAAUGCUUUGGCUUCGAUAUGGAUUACACUCUAGCCGUGUACAAAUCUCCAGAGUAUGAGUCCCUGGGCUUUGAGCUAACCGUGGAGCGCCUGGUCCACAUCGGUUACCCCCAGGAGCUGCUCAGCUUCGUCUACGACCCCGCCUUCCCCACCAGAGGCCUGGUGUUUGACACCCUGUAUGGGAACCUGUUAAAGGUGGACGCCUACGGCAACAUCCUGGUCUGUGUCCACGGCUUCAAUUUCCUACGAGGACCUGAAAUACGGGAGCUAUACCCGAACAAGUUCAUCCAACGUGACGAUACUGAACGUUUCUAUAUCCUCAACACUCUCUUCAACUUGCCAGAGACCUACCUCUUUGCCUGCCUCGUGGACUUCUUCUCAAACUGUGACAGAUAUGCAAGCUGUGAGACUGGCUUUAAAGAUGGCGACCUCUUCAUGUCCUUCAAGAGCAUGUUCCAGGACAUCCGCGACGCCGUCGACUGGAUCCACUUCAAGGGCACCCUGAAGGAAAAGACAGUAGAGAACCUUGAAAAGUAUGUAGUGAGAGACGCUAAGCUGCCUCUCCUGCUGAGUAGAAUGAAUGAAGUAGCCAAGGUGUUCCUGGCCACCAACAGUGACUACAAAUACACACACAAGAUCAUGACAUACCUGUUUGACUUCCCCCACGGCCCAAAGCACGGGACAUCCCACCGGCCGUGGCAGUCCUACUUUGACCUGAUUCUGGUGGACGCCAGGAAGCCUCUGUUCUUUGGAGAGGGAACGGUGCUCAGACAAGUCGACACAACGACAGGGCGGCUGAAGAUCGGGACCUACACCGGACCCCUGCACCAUGGCAUCGUCUACUCUGGAGGUUCUUCUGACAUCGUGUGUGACCUGCUGGGGGCCAAGGGGAAGGACAUCGUCUACAUCGGAGACCACAUCUUCGGGGACAUCCUCAAGUCCAAGAAACGCCAGGGCUGGAGGACCUUCCUCGUCAUCCCCGAGCUGGCCCAGGAGUUGCAUGUCUGGACUGACAAGAGCUCGUUAUUUGAGGAAUUGCAGGGCCUGGACAUUUUCUUGGCAGAGCUCUACAAGCAUCUGGACAGCAGUAGUAAUGAGAGACCUGACAUCAGUGCUCUCCAGAGAAGGGUCAAGAAAGUGACCCAUGACAUGGACAUGUGCUACGGCAUGAUGGGUAGUCUGUUCAGGUCUGGCUCCAGACAGACUCUGUUUGCCUCUCAGGUGAUGCGCUAUGCUGACCUGUACGCUGCCUCCUUCAUCAACCUCCUGUACUAUCCCUUCAGCUACCUCUUCAGAGCUGCUCACGUACUGAUGCCCCAUGAGUCAACGGUGGAGCACGCACACAUCGACACGGACACCGAGUCCCCCCUGGCCACGCGCAACCGCCACUGCACUGAGAGCAAGGACCUGGAGUGCUGUAGCAACAAGAACCGCAGCCAGCUGACCCGGUCCAUCAGUGAGAUCAAACCCCCUAACAUGUUCCCCCAGACCCCCCAGGAGAUCACCCACUGCCACGAUGAAGAUGACGAUGAGGAGGAGGAAGAGUAGAUGGGAGGAGGUGUGAUGGCGUGACCCUAACCAGGCGUGAUUCCUUCCUAGGAGGAGGAAGAGAGAGAGAGAGAGAGGAGUGAAAACCAUCUUGAUUCCUUUCUGAGGUUUCCCUGAGGAGGUUUUAGAGUAUAAAUACUUCUAGGAAGAUAUAAACUAUAAUGUACUCUAUAGUCCACAGUAAGAGUCAAUGUAGGAUACAUUGGAAUGAGGGGGGAGGGGAUAUGGACAUUGUGGUGUAUCUAUAGGAGAUUUAUAUAGAGAGAAAUGAAGUUACUUUUUAUACUAGAGAUGUAUCAGGAUAUUAAGCUUUUAUGAAUCAGAUCAGACUGUAGUAUGCUACUACAGCACGUUGCCCCGUGCCCACCCCUUCUCAAGUUUUAUGUUUUUAAUGGUUGUUUUUUUCUAUGGAUUUUUAUGAGGAAAUGGGAAAAGGUUGACUUGAAGUUGGCCAAUUUUUUUAAAUAUUUUAAAAGUUGAUGAAGCUAAAACAGUUUUUACGGCAUAGGAUGUUGUAGCAGACAAAUAUACAUGAAUACACACAAGAAGCAAAUAUUACGAACACUACUUUUCUCUGUACUGACCUUACACAGUGUCUGGUCAUGGAGAAUAAUUCCCUGUGUGUGUUUACAUAGUCUACCAUAAUGCAGGCACCCUACCGUAGUUUCAAUGUGAAGCACUAAGACGGAAUAUAGCCUUUGCCAAACAGUAUGUACAGUACUGUAUAUAAACUCUAUAUACUGUUUUGCUUUUCUCCUUUUGAAAUGAAAGAAAGUGUUCUAGCCUUGUGGUUCUGGUGUUGACGCGCAUCGAGCAGCACGGCAAUCCAAAAACAUGGUCCAAAAAAUGUAUUUCUCGCUGGUUGUUAUUUUGGUCUUUUUUUUUGCAGUAUAAUUCCUCCCGUCGUGACCCUGCAUAACACAGCUGUGUGUGUGUGUGUGUGUGUGUGUCCGGCCUUGGCCAAUCAAAAGUCGAGUUUGUGUCGUCCUGAGCGACUGUUAUCAAGGCAUCCGUAAUUGUACUAAAGAACAGUGUGGUGUAAGUUUUGGGUUACACAAAGCACAAGUCUGAUUGUGGGUAACUGAUUGUCAAUGACAUGACAAUAUGACAUGAAACCUGCUGUCUAUUUUAAAGUAUGGUGCACAUAAUGUAAUCUGUGAUUCUGUGUGGCUAAUUUCAACUGACGUUUUGAAAUGCAUGAAAUGUUGUUUCUAGGCAACUGUGCGUACAGGGUAUCGAUUAUGCUGCCUCUGUACAGAUGGGGACUAUGGCAACUGUGGACGGUCACAUAGGCCUAAUGCUAUUGAGAGGCUGUGACCCAGUAUUACUGUUCUCAUACAUGAUACUGUAAAAAGCAUUCAUGCAAAAUACCAUGACAUUUUUUUUUUGUUCUCCUGUAGGAUGAUAUGAGAUAUCGAAACCUUCAACAUUGUUACACUAUGUGCAACUAACAUGCAGUAGUAGUUUUACCUUUUUUUACUGAGCUUGGAGUUGUUCGUUAGGUGUUCUCUUGAAUAUUACAUUGUAACAGUUUUUAUUUUUCAUUGCAUAGAACUGACAUAUUCACCCCUACCUAACCAUACCCUCAUAUUCCACGUGUGAUAAUAUGGUCUGGUGGUUCCUAGUAAUUCUUUGCAGUUAACAUAGAGAGUACAGUAUGUUAUAGGAACAGACCUGGGUUCAAAUACUAUUUGAAAUGUUUCAGCAACUUUAGCCUGCUUGGAGCACCAGGUGGGCAGAGUUUAACAUUUGUGAACAUUUUUCUGGUUCCAUUGCUCCAGGCAAGCUCAGUCAAGCCCCAAUAAAGUAUAUGAAAUGAUUUUGAAUCGUAUUUGAACCCAGGUCUACAGUAGGCCUUGAUAUUGAAAAAGGAAAUCCAGGUUAGCCUGGGGUGCUGUGACGUGUGACACUGUGUAGGCCUUGAGAAUGCACGGGCACCAGACAAGGAACCAACGCCUCGGCGAGAGGGCGUUUGGGUCUGACCGCCCCCAGAGAGGUUAGGGUGGGCCUGGGAAAAGGACAAGGGGUGCCCUCCUGACUGGUGGGAAUAGGUUGUAGACUCGCCCUAGCAGGCCUAUGAAGUGUGGAAGAUGAAUAAAGGACUACAGUAUUCAGGAGUUUUAUUGGUCGUCAGCUCGGGGAUUCAAACUUACUAGGUUACUAGCCCAACCUAACCACUAGGCUACCCUGCCGUCCCAAUAUUUCCCACAAGGGUUGCAUUUGCUGUCUCCAAACAUGUUCAAACCUUUUAAUUUCAAAAUGGAAAUUGCAAUCGUUGAUUAGGCCCACAAUUCCACUGAAACGUUGAGAUACUUAAAAAAAAAUGUGACUGGAAAAUGUUACCGACUUGGUUAAUGUUGAACUUUCCUGUUUCCUGGAAAUGCUAAACAUUUUCAGUUGUGUGUCCUAAUGAACAUGACCCAGAUAGUAUGGAGUACGGUUCUUUAAAAAAAACAAUUAUAGGUUAUCUGCAAUAUCAUAUGUGUAUGCUAUGUAAAACAUGCGUAUCACUUUAUUUCUAAGGCAUGUAGUUGUGUGGCUAGAGGUUUCGAUUGGGCUGAUGAAGGGAAGACCAAUAGCGGGUCUGUUUGUAACUCGGUGUUUGACGAGGCAAGUAGUAAAAAGGGGAAUGUGGGUUCAACUGGGGAUCUUUAAAACAGAUUCUCCUCUUACUAAAAUUGUUACAGAGGAACUAUAUAGUGGUUCAAUAUUUUAUUACUCUCUGAAAAAAAGUAUAUUUUUAAGUAUUGAUUUAACUGGAAAUACCACAGAAACACCUGAGGCAGCUGUAUUCUUCACCUGGUUGGUUAGUCAUUAUUUUUGUUGGUCUCAUUACUGACGAAUUCAUAAUAAAGCUUGGUCGUUGGGAGGAACAUUUGAAGUCCUUUUCUGUCAAAACACUUUACAAGACAUGUAUUUCUAUGCAAAGACGCAGUACAGUGCAUUAUACGUGUAAAGUAACUUACUAAAAGGUUGGCCAGUGUAAGCAAAUAGCUUACGUCAAAGUGUGAUUACUGUAUGGCUAGAACUAGGUUAGGGCUACAACUGAUAUGUGGAAGAAAAGAAAACAUGUCCGUCUGUGAGAAAAAGCUCUGGACACACAAGUUCUACAAGGUCAUCUGUGUGGUAACAAUUGUACACUUAAUAAUAAUAAUAUUAGCCUUGCAGACCGAUAUGCUGAAAAAUAGGCGAUGUUGAAGAGCAUGUAUUUACCGUGCAUCAGACAUGGCACCUUACUCAACAACACCUUGUUUUGCUGUUUGUUUUUUCUAACCAGUGUUUUCAGAUUCUUAGUUUACAACGUUGUAUAUAAUAUAUGCAUUUCCAUUUACAUGUUGUUGAAGAAAUGUUCCUUAAAUUCUUUUUUUUUCUUCUUGUUUUUUGGCAUUUUUCUGGUUUCAGACACUGUUUUUUUUUAUUAUAACGGCUUCAGUGAGUAUGUCUGCGCGAGCUAAACAUGGCGAACAGGUUAAUGCCACCAUCCAUUUAUACAAUUUGUCCAUUUAUACAAAAUGUCAACAAUUGCAGACCGAGCGUGACAACUAUCACGCAUUCGCUUAUUUUUUUGUUUCGUGCAUUUUCUUGGAUGUUCCUGAGAGCGUUUUGUUUCCAGAAUUAUUAUAUAAUGUGUACAUUGGGGAAAUGACAUAUGUACAAUAAAAGCUAAUCUUCCAUAAUAAGUCA
Molecule: messenger RNA, 5625 nt
Organism: Oncorhynchus mykiss (rainbow trout)
Lineage: Eukaryota; Metazoa; Chordata; Actinopteri; Salmoniformes; Salmonidae
Product: cytosolic purine 5'-nucleotidase
Molecular function (GO): 5'-nucleotidase activity
Source: RefSeq, a predicted model, not a curated record